AUGCCCGCCGUCUCCUCGACCUCGACCUCCAUCCCGCUGCUGCAUACUCUCGUUAAUCGAAAUGCGACUGCCACGAAUGUGACCGGUACUGCUUUGCAGGUCGUAUGCGCCUGGCCAGUAUCCGGCCAGUAUGGACCAGGUUCGCGGGUCUUAUAUUAUGUCCUCAUCGCAGCCUGCGUCUUUGCUCGGAAAGCAGAAUGGCUUAGGAAUGCUUGUGUAGCAGCUGCGUUGCUGUUCCCGGCCGUCGCUGCCCUCCACGCCAUCGUCCUGGCAGCAGCACACGUGAAUGGCGCGGUUGAUAUGGAUAUCUACGGCGCUUUCCAGCUAUGCUCGAUAGGCAUCUUGGCCGCGCCCGUGACGGUCAGGCUAUCCCGAACGUACUUCUACGAACCCGGCCGAAACAUGAUCUUCUUGUGGACCGGCCUGAUUCUUGCUGGGCUGCUGAGCCUGACGGUCGAGUUCUUCCGGAGCCAAACAUUGGAUUGCACGCACGACGACUCUGGCACUCCCAUCUCUCCCCGUGCUAGCGAGUUCUCUUACGGGACCACUUGUGGCAUCACCUGCUCUGUCACGCAAGGUCCGUUCUCUUCCAUGCGAGGCGGUUCGGCGAAGGACAUCUACGUAAUCCCUGCGCCGGACAAGCUUACCUUCAACACGGCCACGCUCCUGGCCGCUGCGUGCUGCAUCCCGGCCGUCCUCUCGCUAAUAUCCAUGUGGAACAAGAUCCUUGAGAUUAACUGGAAGACGCGCUUUGGUGAUCGAGAUGGAGAUGAGCGGACUGACGAGCCGAUCGAGGGCACGAAUGGUGCCACCAUCGAGAAGAUGCGGAGCGUCAACAGCUUGAUCAGGUUGUUCCUGAGUGCCGUGGAAAUUCCGGUAUUCGGUGCUGCAGUACUGGCUAUCCUCAUCAUCGGCGAGAGGAACUUCUUCAGUCCUCAAGUCUGGCAUCAAACGGAACCCAUAGCUAGUAUUGGCCAAUGGGCACCCAUUGUUGGUACUGGACUCGCGGUGGCCGGGUCACUGUACCUACUCCUGGCAGCAAAUAUGAAGGCUGUGAAGGAGGAAGCCAACACAAGUGCAUCCAAGCACCACUGCAACUGCUUAAUGCGGGAAGUCUCCAUGGGGGAAGACAAGAGAGGCCGCUUUGCCGCGUCCUCCCACUCGGCCGCUACUCCGGGUGCUGUCGAUAUGCGCCGUAGCUUCUCCAACGAGAGCGGAGAGAGCUCGAGCGAAAUCGUGCCUACAGUCAGUCGACCUGCCUCCGACGCGGGCAAUAGGCGUCGAGUAGCUAACGUGUUGACCACGAUUGGCAACCACCUCGGCACCGCAGCGCACAACCAGUUCGACGACUCCGAGUUCAAACGCGGAAAGGCAGUUGACUUCCCCGAGAUCCCAGGGGAAGAACACCGAAAUCACGCGCUGCGUCAGAUUCGAGACCAGUACAAUCCGUCCCGGGACGCCGAUGGGAAUGCCACUCCCACGCUUCGCGAACAUCCUUCGAGGCCGGGGAGUACUCGUAGCGUUGCCUCUGGACGAAGUGUCGAACGAGCGAACAGUUGGACAACGCCGAGAGCAGCAUCACCUCAACCGCACACCAGGCCUCGAAUACUGCACGCGAAUACAUUGCCGGCCGAGCGAACCUCGUUCGAGCUACCGAUCCCUUCUUCGUCUCCAUCUACUGAUUUGCCCGGAGGAGGUAGACCACGGCAGCGACGAGACACCCUCGAGGUGCCGUCGCCGGUCCAUCACACUCCUACGCGGAACAACCUACCUGCUUCUCCCAUCAUCUCCAUCGUCGAUAUUCCCCAGGGCCAAAGUUCACCUGCCAUUGUGGUCUCCCCCGAUCCCGAUACGCCCUCUCCUGCAAUUCCUCUGCCAUCUAAGCCGCUACCAACGCCGCCAACGUCGGGGUCGCCUCCCUCGGCAUGGCAGGGACGCCAGCCCACCCCAUAG
This is a messenger RNA of Venustampulla echinocandica, 1953 nucleotides long. RefSeq lists its product as uncharacterized. The record is from RefSeq and is a predicted model, not a curated record. The transcript has 5 exons. Lineage: Eukaryota; Fungi; Ascomycota; Leotiomycetes; Helotiales; Pleuroascaceae. Bases 1 to 1953 code for a protein of 650 amino acids.